Messenger RNA from Physcomitrium patens, 3145 nucleotides. RefSeq lists its product as uncharacterized. Gene Ontology annotation, molecular function: protein binding. Lineage: Eukaryota; Viridiplantae; Streptophyta; Bryopsida; Funariales; Funariaceae. Gene Ontology annotation, biological process: SCF-dependent proteasomal ubiquitin-dependent protein catabolic process. Gene Ontology annotation, cellular component: SCF ubiquitin ligase complex; cytoplasm. The record is from RefSeq and is a predicted model, not a curated record.
CUCAUUUAUUUAUUUAUGGAAAGCUCGCUGGUCCCCGGGAAUCGCUCAAACUUCACACAAAUUCGUGGGAUUGUGGGAUUGCGAGUUCAAUGAUGACCUUGUGCAUUUCGCCUGGAAUUUUGGGGAGUUGGGCAGUGCUCACGAUUACCUGUUGUUCGUCUGUGUUUUUCUGCGGCGUCAGUUUGAAGUUUUUGGAUUGUGGGGUUUGUUCGUGACAGUGUUGGGCUUUGAAGCGGGAUGAGUCUGUUUACUGCAUUAACCAAUUUUCUAAAAAACAAUUUGGGCAUUUAUAUUUCGAUUUGGGUUAAGCUCAAGUGAAACUCCCCGCAGGUGUGAGUGUGGAUAGUGAGUUAGGGUUUUUCGAGGGUGUAAUUCUGCAUGGCAAUUGCUUAGGAACUCGACGAUGUUCUUUGUUCUUGAGUUCGGUGCACUGACAUUUCGACCCGAACCAACCUAGAAUAGAACACGAAGAAAACCACAGAGGGGACCAAUUAAUAACCACGUAGCCUGUGCAAUUAAUUAGAUUUCCGUAGCUAGUGCCGUUCCUGUCUUAAAAGAACCAAGAAUAACGUUCUUAUUGAGACACGAUCCAGUUCAGCCUGAGAGAGCUUGAACUGGCUGCGGCGAUGGAUGAGCCUCUGGAUCACAUUGUGAACAUCGAGGAAGGGGACGAAGAUGCUUUGGACGCUGCUUUAGAAAUGGAGCUGGCCGCCACCUAUGCCAAGUUCCCGGUGUCGCAGAUGGUGGCGUCUGCUAAGCUGGUCGGUGAGAAGAUUCCGGUCGUAAUUGAAGAACCGACUUCGUCUCACCUAAGCUUCGCGUUUCCCGGGUGGGAGAGUGACAUAUUCCAAGGGGGAAAGCGCAAAAUGCCGUCUACAUCCGGAUACAUCGAUGACCCCCAGUCCUCACCAAGCAAGAGAGGCAAGCAAGUCAAGAACACAGACACAGCAGGUCCAAGCAGAGCUUCGUCUGCACUGGAGGAUCCCACUACUCCACCAGUUGAGGGUUGUCCGAUGGACUCGAUGGACGAUGAGCUGCUGGCAUAUGUGUUCAAGAAAUUGAAUAUGAAGGAUUUGUGUUCAAGCAUGCGAACAUGCAAACGAUGGCACCGAGUCGCUUGUAAAGAGGAUGUUUGGGGGCACCUCCCCUUGCCUGCAAAUGUUCCUGGAGCCUUACCGAGAUGGAUGGAAAUACGAAAUGCUGCAAUGUCGAUGGAUCUAAGAGUUCGAUUUCAAGUCUUCCGAAGAGGUUAUGAUUUUAUUCGAUCAGCACUCGAUGCUUGGUGGAACCGUGGAAAACCGGAUGGCGAGUACCCUUCUGCGAUCUUUCGUUCAUUAACCCAGAAGCUUGUUAUUAACGAUUGGUCUCUUCUAUAUGAAGCUUUUGGAGCUGCAUUUUCUGAUCGUGCUGAUCAUAUAGCAGUUAUUAUUCUUGAAGCUGUCCAAAGGCUUGAGCAUUUGAGGCAUUCUAAAUACAAAGAUGUCAUGACAAACUCGACAGAAGAUGCUGAGGGCGAUCUUCCUGAAGUGUUUCCGAAAUUAUCCUCGAAAUCAGAUGGGGAUUCAAAGGCUUCGGGAAGUCGGGAGGAAUUCCUUUGGGAUGAAGCUGAGGUUCAAGAGACUUGGACACUUCUACUGACAUUAUGGAGGCGGUAUAAGAUAUGGCUAAUGCUUGUAGUUUCACAUUGCCCAGAAUUAAACCAUGAGGUCAUGGCUGAGCGUGCACGUGGCAAUGUAUUGGCCACGACUCCAACAGUUUAUGGUAAAGGGAUAAUUUGCUUCAGGAGCCAAGUCAUUUUGAAGUAUGGCAUACGAAGUGUGUUACAAGCAACUUGGUCAGGAUUGGCAAAUGCAAAGCGUAGUGGAUUGGCCUCCGAUAUCCAGCUCGACCUUUUCCGCUCUGUCGACCAUCUAUUCCAGGAAACAAGUGUGCUAGAUGAUCUUACUCUCUCUCUCAUGACUUUCACACAACAGAAGUUACGACGUUGUUUUGGUAACGAAACUUCUAGCAAGGCUAAGUCCAAAUUAAAAACAAAUCCUGCCUUGAGUUCUGCUGAAGCUGACGGCGUUCGAUUUGCGAGGAUGGCAAUGAUAAUCAGAAAAUCGUGACUGUGGGUGCAAAGGGACAACUACAAACGGUGGAGACCAACUAUCUUUGGAAGCAUUAACUAUAGUUUACUGUGUCACUGUUGUUGGCUGCGGUGCAAGGCGAUGCCUAUACUGCUUUUACAACCACUCUCAGAAGGAUCGCAGCAAUCCGCUUCAACAUCUCAUUCCUUAGCGCCUCCAGCCUUUUCAACCAAUUUACUUAGGAUGAUUCUUGCACACUAUUAAUUGGAGGGGAAGCCGCAGGUAGAUGUUUUGGGUCGACUCAUCGAAUUCUCAUGCAGAAGCAGUGUCAUCUGUGCUUUUGAAGCGCAAUGGUUACCGACGAAGGCUAAGCCUCCUUGAAUCGCGUUGCAAGUCUUUAAGCUGACGUGCCCAUGUGUGGCAAGGUUGAUGCUGCUGAGUAUGAAGUUUCCUUCAGCAGUAUCCGCUAUGGUCUAAUAUUCUUUUCAGUCCAGUGUGUUCAUGAAGGUACGCACACGUCAAAUUCGUAUGCUUUGUGUAGUCCUUGGAGCAAAGACCAAGCCGGGGCACGAUUUGAUGAGCGUAAACUGCAUGGUGGCUCUGGAGGUAUUCGUUUCUAUGGAUUGCAUGUAUAUGCAGCAUGUUGUAGUGUGCUACACAUGCUGUUAGAGUGAAGCUAGGCAGUUGACAGUUACUGUAGCUGAUUGUAUCCUUCGAGGAGGUCAACCACAUAGUUUUUCCAGCGCAGAAGCUGAGAUAAAGUCCUAUUUUAUCCAUGAAGCUCAUGGGAUCUUAUGACGAUAACGCAUUGGAUUUACUCAUCAGCUUAUAAUAUACAAGUGAUGCAUCAAUUUCGAAGUUGAUUGUUGGCAUUGACUUGCAAGCGGCUGCUCUUGGAAACCUAUGAGCAUAAGUAGGGGUCAAGUGAGGCAUAUAAGAAAGACCUUUUUAUGCAGUUUACUUAAAAAAGACCGAUAGGGUUCUGUUUUUAGGAUUACUUGUGUUAUUUUGUAUGUGUGGACACAUGCCGGAUCAAUUUCAUGAUAUGGAUGAAACCUCCUAUGCAUCUUUUUGCA